Molecule: messenger RNA, 1952 nt
Organism: Mizuhopecten yessoensis (Yesso scallop)
Lineage: Eukaryota; Metazoa; Mollusca; Bivalvia; Pectinida; Pectinidae
Exons: 9
Coding region: 226-1926 (566 amino acids)
Molecular function (GO): dopamine beta-monooxygenase activity; copper ion binding
Source: RefSeq, a predicted model, not a curated record
GUCGGUUGCUACGAUUGGAGAGACUUGCUCAGCCUCCGGACCAGGUUAUCGCGUCUAGCGUUGAUACGACUAGACUCUCAGCCACUGUAUCGGCAGGGAGCAGAGGAGGAGACGGAUCGGGCCGCUGGGGAACCCUAACAACAGACGCUGUAUCUUCGGGAGCAAGAAUAGCGACAGUGUUAUAUAUAUAUUUCGGAUGUUAUACUGUUGCAGUCACGGGGAACCAUGAGGUAUUUGCUAUUGUUAGCCUUCCUUGUCCUGGCGCACAAAGGGUCCCUAGGAUUUCCGUACUUCAAGGAACGCAUUCCGAACGGCGGGCAAGUCCCUAGUCCAUGUAAUCCAAUGGAAAUUUGGAAGGGUGUAGGACACAAAAGUUCGGAUGGCGGUGACGACCGGAACCCAUUUGGGUUGGACUUCCUGAGACACGGAAAGACAUGGACCCGUGCCCUUUGCGAGAUGGACUCGGAUGGGGAUGGAAUGACCAAUGGUGAAGAGUUGGGUGACCCAGCCUGUACUUGGACACCAGGAAAUACUCCCGCCAAGACCACAGGACUGUCUCACCCAGGUGUGUGUGAGCCACUCAACAGUGAACUGUGUCGGGAGAAAAACACGUGGUUGGACUGUUCAGCUACCGGAAACGGAAACUGUCCGGCGUUUGAAGAGCCAGGGAUGCAGAACGUGACACUGAAGUUUCCAAGGACAGACGUCCCAUCCCACGUGACCAACUACUACUGUCAGAUAUUUGACCUACCUGACGGUGACUUUCACCUGGUAGGGACCCGCCCCAUCAUCGACAACCAGGAACUUACUCACCAUAUCCUCCUAUUUGGGUGUGACGAGCGAGAGGAAGAGGUACCAGCCACUUCUAAUGCUUUCAAGUGUGGUAUGUUGGCCCACCCGAAGUGUAUUAACAUCAUAGGGACCUGGACUGUAGGGAGUUCCGGGGACUGUCUUCACGCAAAUACCGGCUUCCGAAUCGGUAGGAGGGGGUUCCGAAGGGCAGCGAUGCAGAUUCACUGGAAUAAUCGGAGGCGACAAGAUGGCCACUCGGACAGUUCCGGCAUGGUUCUCUACUUCACGGACAGACGCCGAAAAUACGACGCCGCCAUGUUUGCCGUUGGGCAGGAAUUCAUCGAGAUUCCACCACGCCAACCGGAAGUUGACUUUCAUUCCUCUUGUUCUAGAGACUGUACGGGCGCCAUGUUCCCCACCCCGAUAUACAUCACCAGGGCGGUCAACCACAUGCACUAUAUGGGUAUAAAACAGAGAAUCACAUUGCACAGGAAUGGAACCAAGAUCAGGGACAUCACCUUUGAUAAUCCGUACAGAUACGAUAGCCCAGCAUUCUACAAGUACGACCCACCAAUCGAGGUGCGUCCAGGGGAUGAGAUCCGAACUACUUGCACAUAUUCAUCCAUUGACAAACAAAGGACGGUUUAUUUCGGCGACGGGACUACCGACGAGAUGUGCUUCGGUUUUAUGACUUAUUAUCCUAGACAAAAUAUCCCGAUGCCAUAUUGUACGACUUGGAAAACAGUAGAAAAAUGCAAGCGAUAUCUACCUCAGUUUGGCGGAGUUGUCAAUGACUGUCCAUGGAAAACAUUUCUAAGUUCAAAAAAUCCAGAUACUAGACGCAUUGUGGGAAAUGUGUUAAGUCUAUGCAGCAAUAUUAAUGGAUCACGUGACCGUCAAUGUUCCGACAGAUGUACGGAAACUGUCGAAGAAAGCCGAGAACAUGUGUGUUUACAAGGGGAUCUAGGAGAACUGCUUAUGUAUAAAAUACGCAUAAAAUAUCCAGAAGUUGUCAAUUAUCUUUCCAAGUGUAGACGAAUGGAAGAAACUAACGGCAGCAUAAAUAUAACGUCAUGGUCCCCUUUAUAUGUUUUAUUUAUUAUUGUUUCGUAUCAUUUGCAUACCUGGUUUUAAAAGGCAAUGGAUUUCAAUAAAAAAAA